Molecule: messenger RNA, 1647 nt
Organism: Ziziphus jujuba (common jujube)
Lineage: Eukaryota; Viridiplantae; Streptophyta; Magnoliopsida; Rosales; Rhamnaceae
Product: probable plastid-lipid-associated protein 12, chloroplastic
Exons: 11
Coding region: 181-1386 (401 amino acids)
Source: RefSeq, a predicted model, not a curated record
GCGGGUCUGAUGGAGAAUAAGCCACUUGGCACAAUGUGAUUGGAAAAUGGCCAUGGAAUUGGGGAGCGAAGAGUUGAGAGACUCGGUGUGAAUGAGAGUGAGGUGUGUGUGAGUUUGUUUGGGUAUGUUCUAAGUGUUAGCUUUUGAGAUUUUUCAAAUCUUAAAAGUUGUUGUUUCAAAAUGGCUGCUGUUACCAAUCUUGUAACGAGCCUAAAUUACAUACCCUUCCAAUUGCAGUACUUGGGGCCCAAACCGGCAUUCCAAUCGCUGAGAAGUAGAAGCAGAAGGCUGAGGCGUGGGUUGGGAGUGGUGGACGAACAGCAGCAAGGAUUUACGGUUUCCUUCACGGAGGAAGAGAAUUCGCUCAUCCAAACACUCGUUGGAGUCCAAGGCCGAGGCCGCUCCGCUUCUUCCCAACAAAUCAUUGAUGUGGAGCGUGCAGUCAAGGUUCUCGAACAAGGUUUGCAAGGUGUGCCUGAUCCGACAAGCUCCUCCUUAAUUGAAGGACGCUGGCAAUUGAUGUUUACCACCAGACCUGGAACCGCGUCUCUAAUCCAGAGAACAUUUGUUGGGAUCGACUUCUUUAACGUAUUCCAAGAGGUUCACCUUCGAACUAACGAUCCACGCAUUACCAAUAUUGUCAAAUUCUCGGACGCCAUUGGCGAGCUCAAAGUGGAGGCAGCAGCAUCAAUCAAAGACGGAAAACGAAUCCUUUUUCAGUUCGACAGAGCCGCCUUUUCUUUCAAAUUUUUGCCAUUGAAGGUUCCAUAUCCAGUGCCAUUCAGACUACUAGGAGAUGAAGCAAAGGGUUGGUUAGAUACCACAUAUUUAUCCCGUUCUGGAAACCUCCGCAUCUCCAGAGGAAACAAGGGAACCACAUUUGUGCUACAAAAGAAGACUGAACCUAGGCAAAUACUGUUAUCAGCCAUCUCUACCUCUAAAGGAGUUGAAGAGGCAAUUGACAAACUCAUCUCCUUCAAUCAGAAUAAGAGGCCUAGCAAUGAAGAUGAAACAGAACUCCAAGAGGGACAAUGGGAAAUGAUAUGGAGUUCUCAGACAGAGACUGACAGUUGGAUAGAGAAUGCGGCCAAUGGUCUUAUGGGCAUGCAGAUCGUCAAGAAGAAUGGUCAGAUAAAGUUUUUGGUUGACAUCUUCCUUGGGUUCAAAUUUUCCAUAACUGGCACAUACGUGAAAUCUGGGAGCAACACAUACGAUGUUAACAUGGAUGACGCAGCCAUACUAUGGGAACGCUUUGGGUAUCCCAUAGAAAUUGACAGCAAGUUUAACCUGCAAGUGCUAUAUAGUGAUGACAAAAUCAGAAUUACACGGGGAUAUAACAAAAUCAUUUUUGUCCAUCUUCGGACAGAUGGAUCCUAUAAAAAUUGAUGUUUCCGCAAAUAGGUAUUUACGUUUGGCAAAAUAUUUGUAAAUGUUAAAAAAAAGAAAAAAAAAAAAAAAAAAAAAGAGCAAUGUGAUUUUAACUCUUAACAUGUUGCCGGCACGAAACAGUGAAGAAUUUAAUUACAAAGCAAUUUAUGUGGGUUUGCUCUUUUGGUUCGAGACAAAACUGGUUGACGUUCAUUGUUGAUUGGGAGCUUGCAUGCCAAGAAAGUGAAAAUUCAACGUUCGUUCUUUUUGUUGUUGAAA